Molecule: messenger RNA, 710 nt
Organism: Culex pipiens pallens (northern house mosquito)
Lineage: Eukaryota; Metazoa; Arthropoda; Insecta; Diptera; Culicidae
Exons: 2
Coding region: 16-366 (116 amino acids)
Cellular component (GO): SWI/SNF superfamily-type complex
Molecular function (GO): DNA binding
Source: RefSeq, a predicted model, not a curated record
GUUUGUUUUUGUAGGAUGAGAGGUAGGAAUGUGGAUUCGCACCGGUUGUAUUGGGUGGUAGUGGCCCGGGAUUGGUGGUUGAAGGUCAAUUCGUGUGAGGACUGGGGCGAGAUCAUCGAGGAGAUGGCGCUGCUGAAGCGUUGCGUGAACAACGAGAUUGCGUUGAAGAAAAUUAACUUCUGGUUUUUGGACAAGUACGCGAAAGUUUAUUUUCACGAUGGGCCUCCGAAGAAGAGGAGGACGACAAAAAGCUACAUAAUCGGAGGUGGUCAGCGCACAUGUUGCACUCGGUGCCGGCGGUUUACAGCACCGCAACUUCCCGCCCACAAACACUCACGUCGCGACGGCGCAGCUUCAGCCGAAUGAAUCUGGACAGUGAGCAAAAAAAAAAUCUGUGUAAUUCUCGAAGUAGGAUUACGUGCUCAAAAUCGAACUCCGUUCCGAGAGCCUCGUCAACUCCAUGUUCCGGAUGCGCUUCCAGGAUCGGGAACUCCCCGAAUCAAUGGCCAACUCCUCCAAGACUGUCCUGAUUGAGGCCGGAAACGUGACCAUCGUGUUACACUGCUGUCGCGCGUCGAAGCCUCCAUCAGGAACUGUCCAGCCUGUGGUAUUCGGAAGUGACCGGUGGCGUACCGUAUGAAGCAGAUGCUAGUGGAGAAGCGUUAAAUACAAAAAAAGUGUUUUUCUAACAUACUGUUUAAUUUUUUUAA